Molecule: messenger RNA, 2420 nt
Organism: Pseudo-nitzschia multistriata
Lineage: Eukaryota; Bacillariophyta; Bacillariophyceae; Bacillariales; Bacillariaceae
Source: the annotation of a GenBank genome assembly
UCGCAUCGCAGCCGCAAAAGAGCAGUAUUCCCGGCGCAGAGACAACCACCAUUUCUUGGAAAUGCAAUCCACGAAGAUCGCCAUGGGCAGGGGGUCGAUUUCGACCUCCCACGGGCAAAUCAGGAUACUGAAGCACGCCACCCCGGACCUCCUGACCUACAUCCAAAAGGCCGUCCAAACCGGUGUGUACCGCAGCUCCGACGAGAUCGAGGAGAUGAACCAGAAACUGAGAGACAGCCCGUCGGACCUGAGGAGGGUGCGGUGGAACGUCCAGCGGGGAUCGAAGAUCCAGGACUAUCCGAAAGAAUACGAGAUCCUCUCGCUGAACCCCCCGGCCCCGUUCAAGCCAAAGAUCCCGGUAAAGGACCAGAAGAAAAUCUACAGCCAGUACGUCCGGGAGAACCGCCCGACGGACCGCCUGGCGCAGAACUACCUCAAUCGGCAGAAGCAGACGAACCGGGACGGCAGCGAACCCACGACGGCAGACGAAUACUACCGCCGCCUGCUGGGAGCCAACAAGGCUCCCAAGGCGGGUUCGGCGAUGGGGUCCAAGAGUGCGAUGAUCGCAAAGGCCUACGCCGUGGCGGUCAAACAAUACGAGGUGAUGCGAACCGACAACCUGAGCGAAAAAGAAGCCAUGGAAAAGGUGGAGGAACUCCUGGCGAAGGACGACCUCGAAGAGAAGACCUCCAGCCGGACCAAAGCCCGGGACCUGCAGAAGACGGCACAGGAAGCCUCCGGAACCGACGCGGACGACCUCGUCCAGCGAGCGCAAACCGCAUUCCCGGGCGCGAAACCCAAGGAAGAGAUUCUCGGUCGGCGCGGAAAGAAAGAGGGAACCACCGGUGCCAAGGUGGACUACGACACAUCGGUUUCCAUGCUGUACUCGGAAAACCAACGAUCCUUCGAAGGGAUGAUCAACUGGACCAAACGGCUGCAGGCCGUUCCCUACAACCGUUGGACCGUCGGAGCCUCGGUGUCCCUCGAUCACUGGAUUGCCAAACGCGUCCUCGGACUGUCCGAAGAAACAUGGCUGGCUCUGCUCGAAGGCAAUUCGCCGGAGUUGAUGGGUCGGGGAAGAGAGUGAGUUCCGUCCCUGGUGCUGCCGGUGUUCGGUGCUGUUCCGGUUUUUGGGUUUGGUUUGCACGCCCCACGGGAUUUGCGACGAGAUCUAUAUCGUUUGCCAAACCGUCGUCUUUUGUGUCGUUGGCGCUCACGCUGCUCUUUGCUCUUUCGAAUCGUUGUUGUGGUCUAUUCCCCUCAGUAUCGUCAUGGCUCGCCAUGCGCUCUUCCCGGAAACGGUCGUGGCAUCGGACUUCCAGUCUGCGGCCGAUGCCGAAAUCGAUGGCACGAGCGACGAAACAAGCAGCGGGGCCGAAGACGAUCUGGAUGCGCUUCUUGCUACGCUGGAAGGAUGGAAUUCGUCGGACAACAGCGGAGAAGAAUCGUCCGAGACAACGACGACACCCGACGACGAUUCCGCCUCGUCUCUGGAGGAGAAACUCACGGAAGAGCUGCAAGCCUGGAGGAGCCAGCACGUCGAACAAAACUAUGACAAUUGGAAUCUGGAGAAACAAGAAGAAUUCAUGGUAAGUGCAAUUUUUCUUGAAGCCUCUUUCGACGCAUAGAAAUCGGCACCGGCAUCGGCAUCGACAUCGGCAUCCAUCCGCUUGGAAAGGCACGGUAGAAGAACUCAGGCUGACCAAACUUUUGUUCUCGUUGCAAUGCUUCUCGUGAUUUCGAAAACUAAAGUCGUGGCUGGAAACAUUUGUGUCGUCCCAAGUUCCGGAAUCUUCUCUGGGUCGAGUCGAUCUCGAAGAAACCAGAAAGAACAUUCUGGAAUCCCCACCCCAACAAAAGGAAGAUGCCGAUGCUUUCUGGAAUAGCAUCAGCGAUGAAACUUCUGCCGAAUUAUUUUUGCAAUCACUGCUUCAGGAAAACAAGAUUGGUUCCGAGCAUCCGUUCUUCGAACUGGAUUACAAGACACAACUCGAGCGCCUCGUAAAUCUGGGAACCAUCGGAGAAAUCGCAAACGAGUACGCAACGGAAGCCGAUCGUUCCAAAUUCCUCACGCGAUACGGGGACUAUCUUCUUGAGGGAGUUCAGUUUGAUCACUUGGUUCCAGAUUCGUCUGGUCCCAUCAGUGGAUCCGACCUGGGACAGCAUCUCCGAGAGAAAUACGACAUCGAUUCGUCGGAUCGAUUUGCUCUCAAGAAGAUCGAUCACGGGGCCGAGGGUUUCGACUCGAAGGCUUCCAAGAAUGCUCGCAUGCUGUUCGUGGCAUGGAAUCAAUUCAAGGCCGGCAGAGCCCAUUACGAGGAGAAGUUGUUCAAGAAGGGACUCCUUGGUUUAUCAUACGAAACGUCAAAAACCAAAAAAUAACUUUUCUUGCCCUAAAAAAAUAGACAUGCAACAGCAUA